Frieseomelitta varia is the source of this 3035-nucleotide messenger RNA. It is a transcript of the gene pigeon, whose product is annotated as protein pigeon. The record is from RefSeq and is a predicted model, not a curated record. Gene Ontology annotation, biological process: positive regulation of amyloid-beta formation. Lineage: Eukaryota; Metazoa; Arthropoda; Insecta; Hymenoptera; Apidae. The coding region runs from base 80 to 2905 and encodes 941 amino acids. Gene Ontology annotation, cellular component: trans-Golgi network. The transcript is spliced from 10 exons.
AUCAAAUUAAAAACAAUUGGUCGUCUUAAACUAAAAUAUUAUAGGAUAUUACUCAUUAGAGGAAAUUUAUAAAUAGAAUAUGAUAGAAAAUCUUGCAGCAAAAUUAUGUUUACUUCUGCCGGAAAAAGCGCACUCAGCCGAACAAUGGAAAUUACUGGGUCAAGAGAAAGAUGGAUCUCUAUUAGUUGGAUGGACAGAAGAGACUGUAAAAGACGAUGUAAACGUAUCAUAUACAGUUGUAGGCCACUACAACCGGAUUAAUGAUAAAUUACAGGUAUUACACCAAUUCUCAGAGGUACUAAAUAUUGUACAAGCAACAAUAAAUCAAAAUUAUACCGUUUUUGGAUAUGUAACAAAACAAAAAGUUCCUGUAGAAACAAAUGCAAAUUCAGAAUCUACAGAAGAUGAAAAUCAGAGUAUAUCAGCUGAAAUUGAAAUGUAUGAAGCAUCUAUUGUUGAACUGAAAGGACAAGAAGUAAAAAUACAUACUUUGGACACAAAGAAAUCUAAACAAGUGAGAAUUCAAUUUUUAUAUAAGGAAAAAGAACAUGGACAAUGGGAUAAAUUUUUAUUAUUAAUCCAUCAAGAAUGUAUUAUAAUAUAUACUAUAAUCUUUGAUACAUCUGUAUCAGAUGUUUAUUCAAUACAAGAGUUAAAAUCUGAAUCAUUAGUAAAAGCAUUCAUUUGGGCUCAGUGGGACAUGAUAAAUCAGGUUUUAUAUCAUAUACACCAUAAAAAAAUUCCACUAAGUUUAGUUUCUGAAGAUGAGGAAGAAAAAGAGAAUAAAUUAGAAAGAACUAAUCCAACACUCAGCGGUCUUCAAUUUCAUGAUGAAUUACCACAUGAGACAGUGCUAAACAUACCAUUGAAUUUACCUCAAUUAUCAACUUCUUCCAACUGUGGAACUUAUGAGGAUGAUGUUAUACCUUUAAGAGUUCAUGAUUGUUCAUUAGAUCUUAUUGUAGUUUCUGACUCUAAAGGAAUGGUCUGUGUUUGUCAUCAUUACUUAUAUCGUCCAGUAAAACCACAGCAGCAUAUACUUAAUUCAUUGAGUGAAUCUAAUACAGUACACUUUGCAUAUUCUGUAACGCUUCUUCAUCACAGCUGUGUGAUCCAUUGUGUUAUACCUGGCAUACCAUGGUCUCAUGCUAAACUUAUACGACCAACGUUUGCAAUAUACGAACAUCAUCACAUGAUUGUUCUUGUACCGGGAUUGUUUACUCAUCUUCUGGAAAUUGGAACUAAUCAUGAACCAUGUUGCCACAUAUUAUGUGGUCCUCUAACUUCUAUUCCAUCUCGUUCUUCUUAUUUGGUACCAUUGCUUGAAUUAGAAACUAACGCCAAAGGAAGCAAAAAGAAGUAUGACACAGCUUCUUUGGAAGGAAGCAAUGCAUCUCAAUAUAAUAUGAACAUACUAACAAUAGACUUACCAACACUGGAUUUAGUACAAUUAACAAUUUCAUCUAACUUCCUUACCGAAGUAUUUCGUAAAGAAAAUUCGACAGAAGUACGCUUGGGCAUACUUCACUAUUUUCUUUGCCAUAGAAAUGAUCUGGAUAUUAUUUCAGAAUUAGUAUGUACGAUUGCAGAAAAACCUAGAUCAUUAGAAUUCGUACGGUAUAUGCAAGAAAUUCUUAUCGGUGGUUCAUACGCUUUAGUACAAAAAAAUUUAUUAGCAGAUGCUAUACCUUUAUUGGCUUUGCUGCCUGUUACGACCAUGGAAGAAUACAUAAGUUUCGAGAUCAAAGUGAAUGAUUUAAGCAUAACAUUGAGUCACGAGAAGCUUUGGAAUACAUCGGUAAUGUUACUCUCACCACAACAAAGAUUGAUUCCUUAUCGCAGUGAUUUGUGGACUCGAUUGUGGGAUCAACUUAGCAAAAAUAAUGGUGAUAAAAUAAGAUUCAAGCCAAGCAAAAUUGCAGAAAAGUUAUUAGUUUCUUUAGCAUGUUAUCAACCUGAAGCAUUAUCCAGGUCCAGUACUCCAAUGUCUCCAAGUGGAGGACUAGUUGUGGCUACAGUAUCACUUGGAGAUUUAACAAGUGGCCGAAGCAAUAAACUCAUGGACUCCAAUUUGCCAUUUAAUGAAACAGAAAGUUGUACUGCGUCUAAGCAGGAGCAUAUUGUAUCUGUAAAUUUACGGGAAUUGUCCGUUUAUCUAUUGAAACAUGGCACCCAGACAUCAAUAACGCAUCUUAAGGGAUUGUGUACUCCUUUACACGUUCACGCAAUGGCAACUAGACAUGUGGCAGCGCAAUUAGAGACAUCGCGGACUCUUUGUCAAAUGUUAUGUCGAGCGGCUAGUAUCGAUCCACGAAUUGAACAAGAACGUGGCUUUAUUCUUGUUGAUCAAUUAGACGAAGUAAGACGGUGGUUAUUAUUCGUAUUGUUGGAGCGCUAUAGACGCGCAAUAGAAAGCAUAGCAUUCCCAGCACCACAAGGAUUCACAUCGUUUUUUACUUAUCUUGGAUAUAGAACAUUAAAGUAUUCAAUGUUUUUACAAUAUGUACAACGAUCAGUGUUCGAAUUACAAGUCGAUGUUAGCAAAAUUAUUAUGGCUGAUAUUAGUGAUACAAAAGAAAACGCCAUUCGUAAAUUAACUUUGUUAUCUUUGCUACCCAAAUCACGUGCGAAAAGACUUUUAAAUCAAUGGUUACACCCCGUAAGUUUUAUGAUAAGAGCUCGUGAACAUGCUGCGAAUAUUUUAUCUGGUGAAGUGUGUCAAAACCGUGGUAGGACAUUACAAUACAGAAAUCAUCAUAAUGGUUUAGCGGCAUUUCCUUCGGCUGAUCGUUUAUCUCCACUAGAUACAUUCCUUGAUCUUCUUACAGCUAAAGCUAGUCUAGCCGAGUUAGAUUUUGGUUUGCUUAUAGAAGCUACAGUAACAUCUACAGAAGAUUUUUUGUAGAUAAAUAUAUUUUAAUUUCCUAGAAUUAUUUAUACUCGAAAGAAUAAUGCAAAUAGUCAUCCGAACGUGCGAAGUGCCAUUAAUAUCUUCCAAAAUAUUUAGUAUUUGUGAAUAUAUAGUUUCAAUCGCA